Aspergillus niger is the source of this 1590-nucleotide messenger RNA. RefSeq lists its product as uncharacterized. Gene Ontology annotation, molecular function: transmembrane transporter activity. NCBI's taxonomy places the organism in Eukaryota, Fungi, Ascomycota, Eurotiomycetes, Eurotiales, Aspergillaceae. The transcript has 8 exons. Gene Ontology annotation, biological process: transmembrane transport. The record is from RefSeq and is a predicted model, not a curated record. Bases 1 to 1590 code for a protein of 529 amino acids.
AUGGAGAUGAAUUAUGAUGAAGCGACUCUCCAUCAGAUUGAGCGGGAGCUCAAUACUGAAUUCUAUCCCGGAACAGAGAUCAUGGCAGAUGUUGGGUCGCAUCACUUUGUGAAAGCGUCAUCGCGGUCAGAUCGUGUUCUCGUUCCGCAGCCAUCGCAAAGCCCGCAUGAUCCCUUGCUGAUCGGAUUGCCACAGAACUGGAGCAAAACGUGGAAGAUGACCGUUAUCUGCUUAUCUACUGCAGUUUCUUUCAGUCAGGGUCUAGGACCUUUGGCCUUGGCACCAAUGUUUCCCCAAUUGAUGGAGGCUUUCGACACGGAUCUUGCCGCCGUGGUCAAGUUCACUGGUGUGUGUAUUCUAGGGUUGGGAUUCAGUAACUUCUUCUGUAAUAUCUGGAGGGCCAUGGCAACGUCCUAUGGUAGUUAUAUGGGAGCCUGUGUCCUCAAUGGUUUCGGAGCUGGCCCUGCCGAGACAUCUCAACCAGAAAUCAUUGCAGAUACCAUCUUUCUGCACGAAAGAGGUUCUUUUAACACACUCUAUUUCACGUUCUAUUUCGGCUCGCUCAUGGUCGGGCCUAUCAUUGCUGGUCCAAUGGCUCAGCAUGUUGGCUGGCGUAGCUUUUUCUGGUUCAACGUCGGGCUGUUGGGGCUGGUGCUCAUUCUCGUCAUUUUUCUCUUUCCAGAGACCAAAUGGCACCGAAUCCACCCUAGUGAGGAAACCCAACCGCAAGAGGUGUCAAAUUCAUCCGAUACUGGCUCGGAACCAGAAAAGCCAUCUGCAACGACCCAUCAGGAGAAUGUUUCGACAGAGAGAGGCGAUACAGAUCCAUGGCUUGGCAGAGGCUAUCCGUCAAAGCAGCAAUUCAGAUUAUGGCAGCUAGAAGGCCACAAUCUGAAGAACCUGUUAAUCAGCUUCUGGGUUCCGUGGAAGCUUCUCUGUUUCCCCAUUGUUGAGUUUGCUGCCUUCAAUGUCUCCUGGUCGGCCAGUGUCUUUUUGACCCUAAACCUCACCCAGAGCGAGGCUUUCUCCGGGCCUCCAUACAAUUUUUCCAGCCAGACGAUCGGCUUCUUCAACUUUGCAAUCUGGAUCGGAGCAUUCAUUGGACUGGCGACUAAUGGACCUCUCUCGGACUGGAUCUCAAUGAGAGCCACGAAAAGGAAUCGGGGCAUUCGAGAGCCAGAGAUGAGAUUACCCGCAAUCAUACCGUACGUGAUCGUAUCCAUCAUUGGGAAUUUCGUGGUGGCAUUUGGAUAUCAAUAUCAAUGGGAUUGGAGGGCCAUUGUUAUAAUAGGAUACACUGCGGCUGGUAUCCAGGUUGCUGCCAUUCCGGCUAUCACUAGCACCUACGCAGUGGACAGCUAUAAGCCCGUUGCUGGCUCGAUAUUCGUUUCGAUCACAGUAAACAAAAAUGUCUGGGGUUAUGGUUUUAGCGAAUUCAUUACACCAUGGGUGGCAAAGAGUGGCUUCGUGAAACCAAUAAUGUUGAACAUGUCGCUUGCAGUCCUGUGGUGUCUCUUCGCGAUUCCCUUCUACUUGUAUGGAAAGCGUUUCAGGAAGUGGACAGCAAAGUCGUCAGUACACAAGAUGUGA